Messenger RNA from Macrosteles quadrilineatus (aster leafhopper), 2312 nucleotides. RefSeq names its product E3 ubiquitin-protein ligase LRSAM1-like. Lineage: Eukaryota; Metazoa; Arthropoda; Insecta; Hemiptera; Cicadellidae. Gene Ontology annotation, molecular function: protein binding. The coding region runs from base 209 to 2140 and encodes 643 amino acids. The record is from RefSeq and is a predicted model, not a curated record. The transcript is spliced from 14 exons.
UUCAGUUUCUUCAAGUUUCAAUUUCAGAAUGCAGUUCAGUGUUGUGUUGUGAGGUGUUAGUUUUAACUUUUAAUUAAACCGUUGUUAUUGCCUUGUCCAAUCUGAUCUGGUUUACAUUGAUGUUUAUUUAAAGUAGAUCAGUGGAAUAUAGGGAGGAUACAUGAACUAAAAUGGUUACAAAACACAUUCAUAAUCACAACAACGCCUUAUGACGAUGAAUUUAUUUGGGAAGAAAUCUUCUCAAAGUGAAACAAACUACAAAUCUAGGCUUGAACGUAAAUUAUAUCUGGCAAGAGAGAACCCAGAACCAGUAUUUGACUUGUCAGAAUGUAAUUUAAAAACUGUUCCUCCUGGAGUUUAUUCCCUUUGCAAGGUUUUCAGGAAAGAGGUUCUUUUAUUACAGGUGAAUCAGCUGUCUUCGUUGCUUGGAGGAGGCCUUCUGUCUGAUCUUCACCUGCUGAAUCAUCUGGACCUGCAUAAGAAUCGACUCACAUCUCUCCCUCAAGAUAUAAUCCACCUUACUAAUUUGCAGGUGUUGAAUGUGUCAUACAAUGAUCUGAAAAAGCUACCGAAAGCUAUCGGGUGCUUGCAAAACCUGCAGUUACUGGAUUGCUCACAUAAUAAAUUGGAGUCGGUGCCAUCCAGCUUGGUAGAGCUUCGUAACCUGACGACUUUAGACUUACGAGACAACCCUCAUCUGACAUCCCUUCCUCCGACCCUACAUCCACCUCAUCUGCUAGUGGACCCCAGUGUCUCAACACAACAUUGUGACACAGAGGGAUCAAGCAAUAUAGAGGGGUAUGACGCUGAGUUAUCAAAAACUGAGGAGGAAGGAAAACGGUUUCAGGAAGAAAGACAGAAAGAUCUCUUGGACAUAGAGAGGAGUUUAAUGGCGCAAAAAGAUGAAGAGUUUAAAAGACAUGAAAGCAUAAAACAGAACAAGGACAAGCUGAUAUUAGACCUUAAACAGCAACAAAAGAAACUUGGACAAGAUGUCAGUCGUUUUCAGUCUCAAAAAGAAGAAGAAAGGUCAAAGCUAUUGAACUACCUUCUUCAAGUGGAGAGACAGACAGAUGAAAGGGUUCAGGACCUGAUAUCGAUGAGUCAAGUGCUGCGGAGGUCAAGUCAGUGGCAGGAGCAGGACAUGAGAGAGAGAGAACUGCUAGAAGAGUACAAGAGACGUAACCAUCAGCUUCGCCAUCAGGAGGUCAUUGAUGCAAUGGAGUUUUUGUUAGCUGAAGAAUGUGCACAACGGAAUAAGCUGCUGGAGUAUGAAAAAAAUAAAGUGGAAAUAAUUCAGAACUCACUGUUGAGAGAGGAAGAGUGGAGAGAGCAGGUUGGUUGGAUGCUGGGUGUGAGAGAUGCUCAACAGAGUGCAGUAGUGGCGGCCGUGGAGACAGAUACUGAGAUACAGAAGGCACUAGUGGCAACACUACUAGAGCGCUCAGAUCUGCGCUCCAGUAGUCUGGUCAUGCAGGUGGCACUGAUACAGCAGCAGUUAGCAGUGCUGACUGAUGUAGAGCUGCAGCGCAGGAAGGUGGACUCUGUACAUCAUGUAAAUGAUUUAGCUGAGAAAAGAAAGGCACUGUCCGAACUUUUGGUGGAAAUUCUAAGGGAGCAGCAAGAGAGGCGCAAACAACUGACCAAUCAGCUUCAGGAGCUGGAAACUGACAGAGAGUUGAGCGGUAGAAGCACAGACUAUUGGCUGCGUCAGUACCAGAGGCUGCUGGACGUUAGGCCACCACAGUUACGAGGUUCUCUUGACCCCAAUCUUGUUUACGAGGUGGUGAGAGCAGGAGCUGCUCACUGUCUACCAUUCCUUGCCUGUUGCAACAUUCACACACUAUCUGCUACACAGCUCUCUCAGGUUGGUGUGACGAGUGUGGAGGACCAAACAGCUGUGUUAAGCGCAGUGAGCUCGUACCUACAGCAGGUGUCUCCCUCUGCCCCUCCUGCCAUGACCGACCCUUACAAGCCAUCCGCACCACCCGUGGAGUGUGUUGUGUGCAUGGAGGCUAAGUGUAAUAUUGUGUUUGUGCCUUGUGGACAUCUAUGCACCUGCGCCUCUUGUGCCUCCAAUCUGCUGCUGUGUCCCCUCUGCCGAUCUAGUCUACAGCGCAAAAUCCAAGUUUAUAUUUAACUAUUUUAUUUCACGCCAAACUAUUUAAGUAUACUCGCUAUUGAAUUAGAUUGUAAAUAUAUUCACAUAAGCCUAUAAAGCACAAUAUUUGAUACGUACCAUUUAUAAGAUUGAUAUUGAAAGACACUAUUGUGAGUUAAGUUAAAAUUAUGUUAUUAAUUAAAUAAAAAUG